AUGAAAAACACUUGUGCAGAUUAUACAAAAAGCGAGAAUUGCACUAGGUCGCAAGAUUUUGGACCAUAAAGUAAUUGUGUCUGGCAUUCUACAUGCAUCUCUGUCACCAAUACUUCUACUGAUUGUGCUUAUGUAACUGGUACAAAUUUGACUGACGAUCUAUGUGCUUUAUAUAAUCCUGAUUGCACAGUUAACUACUCAGGAUCUGCUUGCUAAGAAAAGAAAUCAAAUUGUUCAGAAUAUACUUUGAAAGAAAAUUGCUCACCAUAUUGCGUAUGGGAUGGCACAUCAAUUUGCCUUUUUAUAUCAGAUCCUUCCACUUAAUGCAACUUAGUUAAUGGAAAGACAGGACUCAACCUUGCAACGUGCCAAUUAUAUAAUAGUGAAUGUGUUAAUUUAAAGGAUGGUACUGGAUGUUAACACUCCUAGACAGAUUGUAAAAAUUAUACAACUUAGAACUCAUGUGUUGCUUUGGCUAAUGGUACUUCCUGUUUAUGGUAUGAAAAUUCUUGCUACCAAAUAACAGGUACUACUUGUAGUGCAAUUACUGGGGCUGAUCUGAAUCAUAAUAUAUGUUUCUCUUAUAACAAAGGCUGCACCUCAUUAAGUGAUGGCACUUCAUGUUAAGAUUAUAAAUCAACUUGCGAGUAGUAUUCAGGAACAACUGAAUCAUGUACUUAAUCCAUAAAUGUGAAAUGCUACCUCUAUAAUUCAAAUACUUGCAUUACUAUUUUAAAUGUUUCUACUGAUUGUGCUAAGAUUACAGGUGUAUCAUUAACUUAUGAAAUAUGUUAAUCAUAUAAUUUGGGAUGCAGUGUUAAUAGAGCUAAGACUGCUUGUGUUUAAAAAGCAGCAUAAUGUUCUGGAUAUACAACUAAUAUGACUAAUUGCUAUCAAGCAGGAGAAGGAUUAUGUAUUGCAUCCACUAGUAAUGAUUAAGCAUGUGUGCCCGCCUUAAGUGUAUCUACCUGUGAAACAGUAUUUUUAGGAACAGACAAUUAUACUCAUGAUAAUUGUAGUGCAAUCAAAGCUGGAUGUACUGUAAAUGGAAGUACAGGAUGUAUGGCUAGAACUUGUGCAAAUGCCACAGGUUUUACAUUUAAUCAUGAUAAUUGUUAUUCUUGGUUGAAAACUUGUACAGUAAAUUAGACUAAUAAUGGUUGCACUAUCAUGACUGCAAAAUGUUCAGAUUAAUCAUCUACUUAAUGUCUAAAUGCAAUAGAGGGAGUGUGUUUAGUGUUUAAUUCUAUUUGUAUUAGAAAAGGAUGUGAUACAGCUCCAUCAGAUGCUUCUCAUGAUGAUGAUACAGAAUGUUCUAAUUAUUCAUAGGCUUGUACAGUUGCAAGAGCAGGUGGAUGUCAAGUUAGAACUGCUUGUUCAUUAUAUAAAUCGUCAUUAUAAUGUAAAUUAGAUAUGAAUGAUAAAAAAUGUUUCUGGAAUCCAUCUGUUAAGACAUGUGUUGAUUUGGCUUGUGCAAAUAUAGAAGUUUCAAAUUUAUAUAAUACUCAUGCUAAAUGCUUUGCAGUUGAUUCGAAUCUAGGUUGUACAGUAAGAGCACUUAAUAAAGUAGCUGUUCCAGGUUGCAUGGCAAGAGGACCAUGUAGUUCAUAUACUAUUAAAGAUUAAUGCAUAACUAAUGCAAGUGGAUUAGAUUGUGUUUGGAAUACAAAUAGUAGUUUACCUGAACCUGCUUGUUAGGAUAAGUCAUGUACAACUGCUCCUACUUCAACAUUAACUCACAAUGACUGCUUCAAUUAUUAUAAUACACAAAGUAUCAAAUGUACAGUGUAUGCUAGUCCAGGUGCUAAUGGUGGAUAACCAAUUUUAAGAGGAUGUUAAUAAACUGCUGGCUGUUCUACUUAUAUUGAUAUUGAGUAAUGCAAAAUAAAUGAUUUUGGAGAUCCUUGUGGAUGGAAUGGAAAAGAAUGUAAUGAUAAAUCUUGUUCUACUGCUCCUGCAACAUCAGAAUUUGAUGAUGAUGCAAAAUGUAAAGCCUAUUUCAACAAUAAAUGUACAGUUUCAUCAGAUGGAUAAGGUUGUAUAGAUAUUCCAGAGAUUUGUGAAUUAAUGAAUUAGAAAUAAUGUUAUUACAAUAGUACUGGACAGCUCUGUUACUGGACUGGAACAGAUUGUAUUACUAAGACUUGUGAAAAUGCACCCGAAGAAACAGCUACAGCUGAAUAAUGUAAUAACUAUUUAUAUGGAUGUACAAUAGAUGUUAUAAAAUGCAAAAUUAAAAUAUGUGAAGAUUAUGUUUUAACAACAGAUGAACAAUGUAGUUAUGCGUUAUCUACAUGUACAACAAACGGUAUUAAUUGUGUAGCCAGAGGAACAUGUGUUUAAGCUUAAAUACAAAGCAGGAUGUGUUGUAUCUUCUACUGGAUAAUCUUGUGA
This is a messenger RNA of Paramecium tetraurelia, 2394 nucleotides long. RefSeq lists its product as uncharacterized. The transcript has a single exon. NCBI's taxonomy places the organism in Eukaryota, Ciliophora, Oligohymenophorea, Peniculida, Parameciidae. The record is from RefSeq and is a predicted model, not a curated record.